Messenger RNA from Radiomyces spectabilis, 384 nucleotides. RefSeq lists its product as uncharacterized. Bases 1 to 384 code for a protein of 127 amino acids. The transcript has 6 exons. The record is from RefSeq and is a predicted model, not a curated record. NCBI's taxonomy places the organism in Eukaryota, Fungi, Mucoromycota, Mucoromycetes, Mucorales, Radiomycetaceae.
AUGAUUCUUCAACAAGUGGUGGGGUUUUUGUUAGUGGCGAUAUGCUGGGGUUCAACCAAUCCAUUCAUCAAAAAGGGCAGUGAAGGAUUGGAAGCCGUGAGCCAACGCUAUCCGCAAGGUGGUAUAAAACGAUGGACCGCUGAGCUCAAGUAUCUUUUAACGCGUUGGCAGUAUGUGGUUCCAUUGACACUCAAUCUAAGUGGAUCCGUCGUUUACUAUUAUACCCUGGGAAAAUCAGAAAUGUCUUUGGCCGUCCCCAUCACCAACUCGCUCACAUUUGUAUUCUCUUUACUGACGGGUCUGAUGCUCGGCGAAAAGUUGCACGGCAAAGGCAUGGGACUGAUUCUAGCUGGCAUUCUCAUCUGUGUCAGCAGCAAGGCCUAA